Molecule: messenger RNA, 2361 nt
Organism: Polychytrium aggregatum
Lineage: Eukaryota; Fungi; Chytridiomycota; Chytridiomycetes; Polychytriales
Product: Muskelin N-terminus-domain-containing protein
Exons: 11
Coding region: 1-2361 (786 amino acids)
Cellular component (GO): cytoplasm
Molecular function (GO): protein binding
Source: RefSeq, a predicted model, not a curated record
AUGCCCCAGGACACUCGCGUGUCGCUUGCCUCGGAUCUCAAAUCUGCCCAGAUCGCAAAGCCGCCGCUGCAGCCCGCGGCAUCCCAGGCCCUUCCCUACACCAUCCACGACUACAGCUCCUACUCGGCUAAUUUUCUUCCAGAGAAAAUCAAGCAAAACAGCCCGCAGGACCAGAGCUCCCGAUGGGCCAGCGGCAGCCACAACCAGCUGCAGUUCAUCACCCUCAAGCUCGACAGGAUCAGCAUUGUUCACACGAUUACCUUUGGCAAAUUUCACAAGGUCCAUGUCUGCAACCUCAAAGAGUUCAAGGUCUACGGCGGACUCACGCCAAACAGUAUGUUUGAGCUCCUACACGGGGGUCUUCGAAACGACACCGAGCCAGAGACGUUUUCUCUCAAAUUCAAAGCCAAUGGCGUGUAUUUCCCCUGCCAGUAUAUCAAAAUCGCGCCGCUGCUCGCCUGGGGUGCAAACUUCAACUUCAGCAUAUGGUUCGUCGAGUUGCGCGGCAUUAGCCAGUCCGAGCCGGCGGAUCAGGCGUAUGCUGAGUAUAUGAACUAUCGAGAGAACGAAGUAGUCCGCCUCUGUCUCAAGCACUUUCGACAGAGAAACCAGCUCGAGAUCUUCGAAAGCAUCCAGCGACGCACCAAGAUCAAGCUGGAGGAUCCGCUCCUCACCGAUCUUCAUCGCCAUUUGGUGGUCAACGGAGACUUUGCUGCGGCCGAGGACGUGAUCCAGGACGCAAGCCAGCGCAGUUUGUUCCAAGACUGGAUCAGGCGCAGCGUCAGCUCGAACGGAUGCAAGCCGGUUUGGAAGCGUAUUCAGCCGGCCACUGGAGAAGGAUGCCCGUCGAGCAGAGGCGGACACCAAAUGUGCAUCGAUGCAGAGUGUGGGAGGAUCUACCUGUUUGGCGGAUGGGACGGCUCCAAGGAUCUCGCGGACUUUUGGGUCUACGACCGCACUUCGUUGCGCUGGCGCUGCAUAUCCCCAGACACACGAAGGCAAGGAGGACCCGGCCCGCGCUCAUGCCACAAAGUGUGCAUAGAUACUCGCAACAAGAUAAUCUACACCCUCGGCCGGUACAUCGACACAGACCAUCGCCCCAUCAUGAAUCUGGACGCGGAUUUUUGGAAAUACGACGUCUCCCAGGACAAAUGGACAAAGAUCAGCGAGGACACAACGCAGGAGGGCGGCCCCGAUCUGAUCUUUGACCAUCAAAUGGUCAUCGAGGAGAGCACCCAGGUCAUCUAUGUCUUUGGCGGACGGCGGGUGCAGGCCGGCCAGGACGCCAACCAGAGCGUUUUCUCCGGGCUCUACGCCUACAACAUUCGGGACAAUCGCUGGAGCCUCCUGCGAGAGGACACCACCCCAGCCGACCACGCUGUCCAGAUGAAAUCCCGGGUCGGACACAGCAUGCUGCUGAGUCCCGAGACCCGUGAGCUCUACAUCUUUGCUGGCCAGCGCUCGAAGGACUAUCUCUCGGACUUUUAUGUCUACAACAUCGAGUCCGACACCGUCCAUGAGGUCUCGCGCGAUUACUCCAAGAAGGGCGGCCCCAACCCGGGCUAUACCCAGCGGGCCACCAUCGACCAGGAACUGGGCGAGCUCUACGUCAUGUCGGGCUUGAUGAAAGACAAGAUGACCUCGAACGAGCAACUCCGGAACACCUUCUGGAUCUACAACAUCAAGCUGGACACGUGGACGCGGGUCUAUCACAACGAUAGCAACCCGGACGAGGAGUACUGGGAACGCAUGGCCGACAAGGAGCCCCGCCCUCGAUUUGCUCACCAGCUCGUCUAUGACUGGACCCAGAAGGUGCAGUACAUGUUUGGCGGCAAUCCUGGCCUCAGCACGAAUCCAGGGCUCCGGCUCAACGACUUUUGGGCUCUGAGUCUGCAGAGACCCCGCAACGAGGAUAUUCUCAGGCACGCAAGGUUCUUUAUUCGCAAGCAAAAGUUCCGCGAAAUGUGCGUGAGCCGAACACACUCGCCACAGCAGCUCCUCCACUAUCUCCAAAAUGACCUCUCCGAAGUUGUUGACCACGCCGACCCGCACGAGUCUAAGAGCUUCAGAGAGCUCACGAGCUGGCUCUUCAUGUGGAACACCUUCAAAGGCCCAGGCGGCACCCCACUGUUUGGAUUCUCAGACUCUGCGACGGCUGGAGGACAUCCUGCAGGCCAUCCUAGCGCGCAGGCAAACAACUUUGGAGCAGGGGGCAUGGUUGCGAUGGGCACCGAUUCAGGAAACCUUCCGAACGACAUCUACUCAUUCCGAACGGAGCUGUACUCCAGGUUGAUAGAGUACUUUCCCGAAGAGAUGCGAGAGCCCAAGCAAAGCCUCGUCGAUCUUGUGCCGAUUAUUUGA